Centropristis striata (black sea bass) is the source of this 1252-nucleotide messenger RNA. RefSeq names its product wingless-type MMTV integration site family, member 16 (gene wnt16). Gene Ontology annotation, cellular component: extracellular region. The transcript has 4 exons. The record is from RefSeq and is a predicted model, not a curated record. NCBI's taxonomy places the organism in Eukaryota, Metazoa, Chordata, Actinopteri, Perciformes, Serranidae. The coding region runs from base 182 to 1252 and encodes 356 amino acids. Gene Ontology annotation, molecular function: cytokine activity; frizzled binding. Gene Ontology annotation, biological process: neuron differentiation; cell fate commitment; multicellular organism development.
CAAUGAGAACGCUCCGUCGCUCAGCCUGGAAGCCUGGACCCGCCGGUCCCCCUUCUCCUCCUCCAGACCAGGACCAGAGUCCAGGACGGCACAGAGCGGGACCUUUACUGCUCCGGGACUCCAGGACUCAUGCAGCUGCUCCGGGACCGGGUCUGGGUCUGAGCGCGGCCCGGAGGCGGUGAUGGAGGUCCGGAGCUGCGGAGUCCGACACAUGUGCACCGUGACCCUGCUGCUGGUCUCCGUGUGCCCGCUGUGCUGCAGAGGGAGCUGGAUGUGGCUGGGCGUGGCCUCGGCGCUCCCGGAGAAGGCGUCCUGCUCUGACCUUCCUCUCAGCCGGCGGCAGCAGUCUCUCUGCAGCAGGAAGCCUCAGCUGUUGCUCAGCGUUCAGGCCGGAGCUCGGCUGGCGGUGGACGAGUGUCAGAGCCAGUUCAGACACGAGCGGUGGAACUGUUCGACUAUAGACCGGCCCGACGUCUUCGGAUACGAGCUCACCAGCGGAACCAAAGAAACGGCGUUCAUCUACGCGGUGAUGGCGGCGGGGCUGGUCCACGCCGUCACGCGCUCCUGUAGUCAUGGCAACAUGACGGUGUGCGGCUGCGACACGCGGCUGCAGGGCGGCGGCGCGGCGGCGGCGGCGGCCGAGGGGGCGUGGCACUGGGGCGGCUGCUCCGACCACGUCCACUACGGGAUCUGGUUCAGCCGCAAGUUCAUCGACAACAAAAACACGUCGAGCACCAGCGGAGGAUUCACGCUGACCACCACCAACGAGCACAACAGCGAGGUCGGACGCCAGGCGGUUGUCAGGACGAUGUCCACACACUGUCGCUGCCACGGUGUCUCCGGCUCCUGUGCGGUGAAGACGUGUUGGAAGACGGUGGCGCCGUUCGAGCGCGUGGGCGUGUACCUGAAGGAGCGCUACGAGCGCAGUCUUCAGGUGUCGGACCGGUCCAGGAGGAAGACCAGGAGGAAGGAGCAGCGCCGCCUCCCCGUGGACACGAACCAGCUCGUCUUCCUCAACAAGUCUCCGAACUACUGCCUGGAGGACAAGCGGCGGGGCAUCGCCGGGACCCGAGGGCGCCGCUGCAACCGCACGUCCAGCGGCGCCGACAGCUGCGUCCUGCUGUGCUGCGGCCGCGGCUACAACACGCACCUGGUCAGGCUCGUCCAGCGCUGCGAGUGCAAGUUCGUCUGGUGCUGCUACGUCCGCUGCAGGCGCUGCGAGAGCAUGAACGACAUGCACACCUGUAAAUAG